ACACUAACCCCCUCUCACAGUUUGCUGGGUGUUGUGUCAAUUACCAUUUUGAUUGGUGCGGUGCGACGUGAUAAGCAAUCAAUAUUCUAGUGUUAGCUGUUAAAUAUGCUGACUGUUACGUGCGUGGAAAAGCAAUGAGUAUUUCUUGAGUAGUGUUUGCAAACCAAACGUACAGAAUGCAUAGCAGUGGCUCUACCCACAAUGCUAUUCGUUCACACCUAUGUACUGGCAAAACUGGCAGUGGUGAAGUGCAGCCCUUUUCGUGCGGGGUAUAAUUUUUUUGCCAAUGAUUAAACUUAGGAUAACCGGCCGAUAUAACUUUAUUUUACGUUUAGUUGAGUGGUGUCAUGUGUUUAGUUAGUUGUGCUGUGCAGUGUGAGUGUUAAAACCCCUGCAAAAUAGGGAAUUUUGCAGUAAACGAAAGGCAGCGCGAGUCUCAAUUGUGCUGCCUGCCUACCAUAAUAAACUGGCCUAAUGUCAUGGGGUGCUUUGGAAGUGCGAGCUCAAAAGCGGACCAAGAAGAAACUAAAAAGGGAAAGGAAACGAACAAAAAGAUAAAUCAACAGUUACAAAAGGAUAAGCAAGUGUAUAGAGCAACGCACAGACUCUUAUUAUUAGGUGCUGGAGAGUCGGGUAAAAGCACAAUCGUCAAGCAGAUGAGGAUAUUGCAUGUCAAUGGAUUUAGUGAAGAAGAGAAACGACAAAAAAUAGAAGAUAUCAAAAAGAAUAUACGAGAUGCAAUAUUGACUAUAACGGGUGCAAUGAGUACCUUAACACCUCCUGUACAAUUAGAAAAUCCAGAAAAUCAACAUAGGUUUGAUUAUAUUCAGGACGUAGCAUCACAACAUGACUUUGAUUACCCUCCGGAAUUUUAUGAGCACACGGAGAUCCUAUGGAAGGACAAAGGUGUUCAGGCAUGUUUUGAACGUUCAAAUGAAUAUCAACUAAUAGAUUGUGCAAAAUAUUUUCUUGACCAAGUCCAUGUCAUCAAACAGCCAAACUAUACACCCUCAGAACAGGACAUCCUCAGGUGUCGAGUCCUGACAUCUGGGAUCUUUGAAACGAGGUUUCAAGUAGAAAAGGUCAAUUUUCACAUGUUUGAUGUGGGCGGUCAGAGAGAUGAGAGACGAAAGUGGAUUCAAUGUUUCAAUGAUGUAACUGCCAUCAUCUUCGUGACAGCUUGCAGUUCAUACAACAUGGUCUUACGAGAGGACCCUACACAGAAUAGACUGAGAGAAUCACUCGAUCUUUUCAGAAGCAUCUGGAAUAACAGAUGGUUACGGACUAUCUCGGUUAUUCUGUUCCUGAACAAGCAGGACUUACUAGCAGAGAAGAUAAAGGCUGGAAAGUCAAGAUUGGAGGAGUACUUUGCAGAAUUUACACGUUACCAGACACCCAUAGAUGCUGCCCCAGAUCCCUCUGAAGAGCCUCAGGUCAUACGUGCAAAGUACUUCAUACGUGACGAGUUCCUGCGUAUCAGCACAGCGAGUGGAGACGGCAAGCACUACUGCUAUCCGCACUUCACCUGUGCCGUCGACACGGAGAAUAUCCGGCGUGUGUUUAACGACUGCCGAGACAUCAUACAACGCAUGCACCUGCGCCAAUACGAACUCUUGUGAUCAUCCAUUCUCUACCUUCUCCUCCCUCUCUUGUGUUGUUGAAAAAUGCUGAUUUGUACCGAUCUUUGAUUCUGUUCGAGCCGACAAAAAGUUGCCUUCUGUUACCGUUUGUUUGGUGAAUAAUUUGAUUGAGGGUGAGAUUCGGAUGUCGUCUGCAGAAUCGCACUCUGUGAAAGACUGGACGGAACGAGCUAUCGAACUCAUUAAGUUAACGUAAUCGCUUCAGCUUGAUUUAAGUGUAAUUUUCAUUUGACAUUUGCUUGGAUUUUGUGUGAAUUGCACUACGUAGGGCUCGGUCUUGUGGAAGCGGGUAUGACCGAUCAGAGAGGGGCACUUUCGAUUAGAAGUUUUACGUGGUGAUGAGCAAUCUUACCGAUAUUAUGAGAAGUCUGUGUUUAUUCCCCAAUAGCACUGUGGAAAGAAUAGUAGCGAGAUUAGAGGACACUCUAAAGAAAUAACUAUUUAGAUUCUGAUAGUAAAACUACUGAGUCCAAUCACUACUCAAACUUUACACUUUGUUUAAAGUAAAAAUAACAUCGUUUUGUAAAAAUUGUGUACAAUUUAAUGGGAUCUGAUAUAAAUUUUGAGCUAAGAUUUAUGUGUUUUUAUAUCACUUAAUUUUGCCAAUAACUUUCUGAGACCUGUCCGAUUACAUACUUUCAACAUAUGUUUGUUACAAUGUAUAAGUUAAUGUUGUUGACAAUUAUAUCAGUACUGUGUGUAAUUCAUGGUGAAACUUUGUCAAAGUGAUUUAGAAAUGAAACAUAAUCUUAUUACUGAUAACAUUUUUAUGUACAACCAACCUUCAUUUACUUUCACAUUAUUUGUUGCUAAAUUCCUAGAGAAAUCAAUGACCAUUGUAUUAUGAUAGCUAUUUCUUUUAAUAAGUGUAGUGCAAUUAAAACAUUACAUGUUGUUUAAUAUAUUUAUAAAUUACAUUUCUAACAUAAUUUCUCUGAGGCAAGUAUCAAAUCCAGUAAUAUGUGACGUCAAAUAUUAGAUGUUAUUACAUAGUAAAAUUGGCAUACAGUCUUGGUUUGUAAACCAUCCCUCAGUUAUUUCUCAGUUCUCUAUUUAAGAGUGGCAGAUAUUAACUAUGCAUUGUUAUCAAGUUUUUAAUUCCUGUGUAUGAAGUUUAAUGCAUUUAAAAUGCACAACUACUCUAAAGUUUAUAUUAUGUACCUUGAGGUAAGUAACAUGUUUAUAACACUAUUUUUAUCAAGUGAAAUGCUCUUUUGAACUGAGUUUUUAUAUGAAAAGCCAUAUAAUAUAUAAUAGGUAUAUAUAAUUUUUAUUUUAAAAAAUAAAGUGUAUAAUUUGUUAUUUUCUAUUGUACAAAUUAUAUAUUUAUAUUUUCAAUAACUUUUGUAGCUUUUUUGUUUAUAAAUCAUUAAAGUAGCUGUUAUUGCUUGUUUAGAUCAAAGAUCGGGAUAUGGCAUCCGUAUUUAUGUCAUAAGUAAAUAAAAUAAAUUAAUAGUAAAGCGCAAAUUUAAAUAAUUUCAUUAAAUAUUUAUUUCAGUUAUUUUAUUGUUGACUAUUUAAUGAACCUGAUGAAUAUAGAGCUAUUUUAUUAAAUUUUAUAAAGUCUUUAUUUUUAUAUUUACAAAAAAUUACAAAUUUAUUAUUGAUCUAAUUAAUUUAAUUGAGAGUUACUUAUACAGAUAGUAUUUAAAUUAGGGGUGUGUUACCAUUUUAGUUAAAAAAAAGUACUCACAUAUUUCCAACAUUAUAGCGGAGAUUACUAUUCAAAAAAUGUAUGUAUAAGUUAUUUUGUUUUAAUUUUAAAUAAAAAUUCAAUGAAACUGUGUGCUAUUGUACUCAUUCACAUAGUGAAAUGUUGCAUGAUAUUACAACUUUGUUAAUAUAGCAAAACGUUUGUAAGGUCUUGAGUUCUGAUGAAUUUUAUUUCAAUAAACAUGACUUUGUCUUGGCUUUAAAUAUAUUAUUUUGCUCUGUUCACUAUGUUGUACACACAUCCCUAAUUUAUCUUGUAGGCUGUUCAUAUUUAAUUAUUAAAGAAUUUACCAAAAUAACUCAAGAUUUAUUUAUAUAUUGUUGAUUUUGUUAUAUUGUUAUUGUAUUCUUGUUUCAUUUUCAUUAGUUAUGUAUGUGAAAUGUUUUUAACCGAUAGAAAUUCUAGUCAUUCAGCACACUAGUGCAUGUUGCGUGGGAGGCCAUUGUAGAGUCAAUCAACAGGGCAUUGUAUCUCGAGAGUCAUUUCAUUGCUUUACGGUAGAUUCUGUUGUUGUUUUCAUAAUUUGUACAACGACAGGUAACGUUGAAGAAAACAUUUCACGAACAUAAUAUUAUGUAUAAAACAUCACAAGGGCUGCACAAAUUUAUAUGCUGCCAACCCCUAGCUUGAUUUUACUUUGUUAGAGAGGCUCGACUGUGUAUCAUUGCUGUAUAUUUUUUAUACAUAACACUUAUAAUACUUAUAUCCGGUUUUGUUGUAACACAAACUAAUGGCAGUAUUGUGUUCUGUUUGUUUGCUGCACACGCAGAAAUGCGUUUCUGUCCACUCUGCGGAUGUUUCCACUGAUGGGCGAACGCUAACUGUCACAAGUGCACAAUGCUUAAGUAGUCGAGGAAAGAAAAUGUAUUUUAUACCUGAUUUAAAAAUGAUUGUUUUCUAUGUUUGUUAUUUAAAGAAAUUGUGAUAAAUUGAUCAUUGUCAGCAUGAAUAGAGUGUUUUUGUACCAUUUUCAUUUAAGUUAGUCGUUGAGUUUGUACUGUGUUGUUAAUUGAGUACAAGAGUUGUAUCAGUGUAUUUAUAUUUUGGCAGCUUUUUCAAAGUACAAAUAAAAUCUCUUAAAACAUUGACUCCAACCUAUUACAGUGUCACAAUCUUCUGGCAGCUUUAAUUUGUGUGAUAAUAAAUCUAUCAUUGUUAACUUUAUUAAGGAGACAAUUUUCCUUUUUAAAAAUGUAAACACUUUUGUUAUUACUCCCAACCUUUUGAUUCAUGCUGUGAAAUUGCACAAUGUUGAUCUACCUCAAUGAUCAAGUUAUCUCAACCCACAUUCAGAUUUGUUGGCAAGGAAGAGAGAAUGAGAGUGUGCAUUGUAAGAUAGUUUUAACUAUUGUUUUCUCUUGAAUAUUUUCAAUUGAACUGGUAUAAAUAUAUAUAAAUAUAUAUAUAUAAAUAUAUGUUUUUAAUGUAUAUUUUAAUUAUUUGUAUAGAAUCUUGUGUAUACUAGUCCCGCAUAGUCGCACGAUUACAAACAAAUUGUAAAUUAAAUAGUUAAUAAUGUAUCAGUUUUACAAGACGUACAGUACUGUACCGUACCAUUCUUGUCUAAGCUGGUUGCUGCUGCAUGUACGUCACGUCACGUCACACUUCUCUCUUCUGUUCACUCGUUAUACUUCACUGGUGCGCUGUCCUCUCCUCUCCUCUCCUCUCAUACAAAUAUUGUUUCUUUGUGUUCAUUUCACUAAUGUGUAUGCAUACAUAUAAAUAGUUUUAAGUAUAUUUCUCGUUAUUAUUUUUUUAGCAUCACUAGUUACCUUAAUGUAAGUUACCCUAAAUCAAAGUUACUGUAAAGAAAGAUACAUUCUACUGCUAUGAACUUAUCAAAAUUAACUGUUAAAUAAAUUAUUCUAAAAGCACUGAAAUUCUCUUACUACCCUGUUCACUUAUAGUGGUCCUGUUAUUUAACAUUGCAGGUUUCUCAUAUCCAUUGAGAGUGAAUCUGGCCACAAAAUAGCUUUGUAAUGUUCAGGGUGUUUUCUGUUUCAAAUUUAAAUAUUUGAAUAGAAUACCAGAGAAGUUAUGUUUUACAUUUAGUGUAUUUUUCUUUGUUUAACAUUGUGUGUUAGACUUUAUUACAACCAACUUACACAUUAAAAUUAAUUUUAAUACCGUACUGAAACCUCAAUUUAAAGCUUAAUUGCAAAGUCACCAUUAUUGAAAAAAGCAUAACUUUAUGAAUUUUUAAUAAUAUGGUGUGUAUUAUGCUGUUUAUUCCAUCAUUUAAUUAUCAUGGCACUACCGUAGUAUUUUACAUUUUUUAUUGUUAGUUUAUGUUAAUGGUUACAACUAUUAAGAUUGACCUUAAUCAUAUUUAUCUUCGAUAAUUUUAUUCUUUAAAGUUUGCUUAUAUCUCAAAACUUAGUAUUAUGUGUUGUGAUUGCAAAGUAUAAUAAGUAACUCCAUUGGGUGUUGCAAACAGCUUUUACACAAUCAUUACUUGAAAAUAUGAAUAAGAAGUGAAUGUGAGUGUACGGAAGCGUGAGGUGCGAAGGCAGCAGCCGGCGAGACCCGACCUGUAGAUAGCCCUACCCGACCUAUAGAGUAGCCAAGCUGAUUCUGUGUUGGUGUAUUUGGCUGUUGUCACAUGGUUUCCGGGGUUUAUGCAUCAGUUUAUAGCUUUAAUUUUUAUUGGAAGGUUGUAGCGUAGUCUCAUCAAACUUAUGCACGAAUCACAAAUUUAAAUCAUUGAGAAGAUACGUAUUAUUUAUGGACAUUAAAGUGUUUGAAAUUUGUAUACUGAAAUAAAAAAGCCUUUCAUCCUG
Molecule: messenger RNA, 6134 nt
Organism: Homalodisca vitripennis (glassy-winged sharpshooter)
Lineage: Eukaryota; Metazoa; Arthropoda; Insecta; Hemiptera; Cicadellidae
Gene: Galphas
Product: guanine nucleotide-binding protein G(s) subunit alpha
Exons: 10
Coding region: 480-1619 (379 amino acids)
Biological process (GO): adenylate cyclase-activating dopamine receptor signaling pathway; sensory perception of chemical stimulus
Cellular component (GO): heterotrimeric G-protein complex
Molecular function (GO): G-protein beta/gamma-subunit complex binding; GTPase activity; G protein-coupled receptor binding
Source: RefSeq, a predicted model, not a curated record